UCAGUCAAUUUUUUUUGUUUCUGCGGUGCUCUCCGCCGCGUUUUCGUAAAAUAUAAAUAAUAGUAGUGAAUAGUUAGUGUGUGUUGACAACAAAAUUAGUAGUCUGGCUGCGCCAGAGCACAAAUGUUAAUUAGCUUAUAUACAACUUACAACCCGAAACAGCGAAACCAGAAAUAUUCGCAGCCAGUUCUUUGUGUAGUUUCUCGCCAGAAACGGUAAAUUGCAAGUAACGGUGCAGCACCUGACCUCGACCUACACAACAAACACAUUGAAACACCGCAGUGAUUUGUUGUUGCCGGCUGUGUUUGCUUCAUUGAUUUUCACGAAGAAGAGGAAGGAGGGGAGAGAGAGCAAAAGGAGAAACCGAGUGCAGUGCCCCUCGCCCGCGUGCGAGUAACGGUGAAUCCCGGACCCAGAUCUCCCAAAAUCACAUCAUGAACCGCACCAGAAAGAAGGUCGUCCGCCCCAAGAAUCCCUACACCGAGGCCAGCUUCUUCUCACAAUGGAGCUUCUGGUGGAUGCGAGAUCUGUUCAAACGUGGCCUCAAGGGUCCCUUGACGGACGAGGAGCUGUACCAGCACAGGAAAACCCUGGACAGCGAACGGGUGACGAACAAGUUCGCCGAGCUGUGGGACGAUGAGCUGAAGCGAGAUGAUCCCAGCGUGGUGAGGAUGAUAUUGCGGGCAUACGGAAAGAUAUUUGUGCCCUUGGGAUUGGCCUUUUCCCUGGCCGAGACGGUUUGCAAAUCCUGCAUGCCGCUGUUCCUGGGUAACCUCGUCGGCUACUUUGCCGUAAAUCAAACGGAGAUUAGUGAACAGACGGCGUAUCUGUACGCCAUAGGAAUUGUGAUAUGCAUGCUGGUGCCGGUGCUGACCUUCCAUCCGUUCAUCUUCUACAUCUUCCAAGUGGGCACCAAGCUCCGCCUGGCCCUGUCCGGUCUCAUCUACCGCAAGGUACUGCAAGUCUCCAAGAGCAGUAGCAACGACGGCCUGCGCGGCAGAGCCAUCAAUAUCCUGUCCAAUGAUCUCGGUCGCUUCGAUGUGGCGCUAUGCUUUCUCCACGACACGUGGAAGGGUCCGAUGGAGUCACUAAUCAUUGGGUUCCUCAUGUACCGCCAGAUUGGCAUAUCCGCUGUGAUCGGAGUCUCCUUCAUGCUCAGCUUUAUACCGCUGCAGGCGUGGGCCGCCAAAAAGGCAGCUUACUAUCGCCAGAUGACGGCGGAACGGACGGAUCUCCGAGUGAAGCUGAUGAACGAGAUCAUUCAGGGCAUCCAGGUGAUCAAGAUGUACGCGUGGGAGCGUAGCUUCGCUCGCGUCAUAGCUGAAGUGCGCCUAAAGGAGGUGAAAGCCAUUCGGGGCACAGCUUAUAUCCAUGCCGCUCUUGGCUGCACCUCCAUGAUAUCCCCAUUGUCCGUGUUCCUGGCCUUGUGCUCCUACGUUUACCUGGGCGACCCACUGACCGCCCAAAAGGUGUACACCGUUUCCUCGUACUUUAACAUGCUCAACGACUCGAUGGUGACAUUUUGGCCCAUGUCCAUUACCUUUAUUGCCGAGGCCUUGGUGUCCGCCAAGCGCUGCAAGGAGUUCCUGCUGGACGGAGACCGAGCGGAGGUUCCCAUUAACCUGGAGGCCAAUCAGCAAACGGCCAAGAACAAGCGCAAGAUCACCAAGGAGGACAAGCAGAUGAAUGUCGAGCUGAAUGGCUCUCUGCUGUCCAAUGGCAUAAUUACUCAGCACAAUCGUCUGCGGGACUACGACCCGGAGGCUACCAAGAAGUGCGUGGUGCUCAAGAAUGUCUCGGCUUCCUGGGACACGUGCGACGGUCAUGCCAACUGUGCCAUCGAGGACUUUAGUACGGACAUUCCGGAUAAAACGCUGACUGCUGUCGUUGGACCCGUGGGGGCGGGCAAGUCCAGCUUCCUGAACGUCCUGCUCGGCGAGGUGGGCAUCGACAAGGGCGAGGCCAUGGUCCACGGCAAGGUAUCGUACGCCUCCCAGGAGCCCUGGGUCUUUGAGGGCACCAUCCGGGAUAAUAUUGUCUUUGUGGAGGAUUACAACGAGCGGCGCUACAAGAAGGUGGUAAAGGCUUGCGGUCUGGAGCGCGACAUGGAGCUGCUGCCUCGCGGAGACUUGACAGUGGUUGGCGAGCGCGGAGUGAGUCUGAGUGGCGGGCAAAAGGCCAGAGUAAGCCUGGCCAGAGCUGUCUACCGCAAGGCGGAUAUCUACCUGCUGGACGACCCGCUCUCCGCCGUGGACACGCACGUAGGCAAGCACAUCUUUGACCGUUGCAUACGUGACUUUUUGGCCAACAAGAUUCGCAUUCUGGUCACGCAUCAAGUGCAGUACUUGUUCGAUGUGGAGCACCUGCUGCUGAUGGGCAACGGCAAGAUUCUGGCCCAGGGCAGCUACCAGGAGCUGCAGCGUUCGCGGCAGUUCCAGUUCCUCGAGCAGACGCUGCACGACGAGAGCGGCAUCGGCGAUACGCACAGCCUGAAGAGUCAGAUAUCGCGUAGCGAUUCGGAAAAGAGCAUGGAGCACCAUCAUCAGCAGCUGCUGCAGCCGGGCGAGGAGGUGGAGGAGCUGAAUCAGGAGCAGCAGUCGGUGGGGGCCAUCAAGCUGCAUGUCUAUGCCUCGUACAUCAAGGCCUUGGACAGCACCUUCUUCCUGGGUCUCAUUGUGGCGCUGUUUGUCUGCGCCCGCGUCAUGCUCACUGGCGUGGACUACUUCUUGUCGCGUUGGGUCAUUUGGGAGGAGAAGAUUGCCAUUAAUGGCACUGCCGCCUUGCUGAGUGAAAGUGAACCCAUGCCCACCAAUGAUACGCUGGCCUUAAAUGCCACAGAUACACCUAUAACGCCGCUGAUUGCCGACAAGAUCGAGGCGGGGAUACGGCAGGAGCUGGUCCUCUUCUAUGCCACCAUACUGGGCGCCACGUUGAUUGUUUAUCUCCUCCGCACCUUUGGCUUCUUCAAGAUGUGCCUGCGCAUCUCGCUGCAUUUGCACGAUCGCCUCUUUAGGGGCAUCACCCGGGCCAGCAUGUACUUCUUCAAUACAAACUCCUCCGGAAGGAUACUGAAUCGCUUCUCCAAGGAUAUCAGGACUGUGGAUACGGAUUUGCCGCACACACUGCUGGACUGCAUGGCCUUCAUCAUCGAUGUCUCUGGAGUGGUGAUCAUAGUGGCCAUCGCCAACUACUGGCUGCUGGUGCCCGCUGCCAUCAUAGGCACAGUUCUGGGUCUGAUACGUUACCUCUACGUCAAUACCAGCCGAAGUGUCAAGCGCAUCGAGUCGAUAUCUCGCAGUCCUGUUUUCUCGCUGACAAACCAGACCUUCCAGGGUCUCACCACCAUUCGUGCUCUGCAGGCUCAGAGCGCCUUGGAGCUGGAGUUCCAUGAGUAUCAGAAUACCAACACCUCUGCCUGGUUCCUAUUCCUCUCCUGCACGCGUGCCUUUGCCCUCUGGUCGGAUCUUCUGUGCAUUGCUUAUAUGGCGGCUGUGACCUUUAGUUUCCUGCUGCUCAAGGAUGAGUUUGAGACCGGCGAUGUGGGUCUGGCUAUCCUGCACUCCACCACCAUGACAGGUAUGUGCCAGUGGGGCAUGCGUCAGACGGCCGAGCUGGAGAAUCAAAUGACCAGUGUGGAGCGUGUGCUGGAGUAUAUGGAGCAGCCACCGGAGGCGCCACUGGAGACGCUCGAGAAGUUCAAGCCAAAGACCGAGUGGCCGAGCAAGGGACGCAUCGAGUUUAUCAACUUUAAGCUGCGCUACUCACCCAAGGAGGCGCCUGUGCUGAGGGACCUCAACUUCACCAUUGAGCCGCGUGAGAAGAUCGGCAUUGUGGGCCGCACUGGAGCCGGCAAAUCGUCCAUCAUCCAGUCCAUCUUUCGUUUGGCCUGCAACGAGGGCAUGAUCCGGAUCGACGAUGUGGACAUUGAGCACUUGGGUCUGCACGAUCUGCGCAGUCAGAUCUCCAUUAUACCCCAAGAUCCGGUUCUAUUUUCGGGCACACUGCGCUACAACCUGGAUCCGUUGGACGAGCGUACGGACGAGGAGAUGUGGAAGGCGUUGGGCGAUGUAGAGCUGCGCUCCUACGUGUCCACGCUGAUUGGUGGCCUCAACUGUCGCAUGUACGACGGCGGCUCGAACUUUAGUGUGGGCCAGAGGCAGCUCGUCUGCCUGGCGAGAGCCAUCCUAAGGCACAACAAGAUUCUGAUUAUGGACGAGGCCACGGCCAACGUGGAUCCAGAAACCGACAAGCUUAUUCAGCAGACCAUCCGCUCUAAGUUCGGACACUGCACCGUCUUGACCAUAGCCCAUCGCCUGCACACUGUGAUGGACAGCGAUCGGGUGCUGGUAAUGGAUGCCGGCGAGGCCCGUGAGCUGGGACAUCCCUACGAGCUGCUGCAGCGUUCUGGCGGCUACCUGCGCCAACUGGUGGACAAUACGGGAGCGUCCACUGCCCUUGCCCUGCAACAGGCCGCCGAGCAGAGUUACAGCAAGCAGCUGCUGGGAGAUGACGACGACACUGCCGCCCAGGAUUUGAACAUAACGCUGGCGAUGGAGGAGAAGAGCCAGUAAACUGUACUUGCUGAAAAGAGGAAGUAGAGCAUAAGAACUGAAAGUAUUAUAUACAUAGCAGAAUAUGUACUUAAAGCUAACGAAUUACCUGUUGCCUUGUACUUACGGUAUAUACAUUUAUGUAUAAGCUAGCUUGUUUAUCGCCACGAAUUUAUGUAUAUGUAUCUGUAUCUGUAUCCGUUUCACUAUUAUGUAUCUUGUAAGUUUUGUACAUCAAAGUGUUCAAUCGGCAGGCGCACAAAGUUCAAUCAAAAUAUAUAGGACAUGUAUAGUGUAUUUAGGUACUUUUUUUAAUUAAAUCCAUGUAGCUAAUGUAGGAUUACAUUAGAGCAUACUUAAAGAUACGUACAAUCUCAAUAAAGUGCCUGAGAGUUAUUAA
Drosophila kikkawai is the source of this 4950-nucleotide messenger RNA. It is a transcript of the gene rdog, whose product is annotated as red dog mine. Gene Ontology annotation, molecular function: ABC-type transporter activity; ATP hydrolysis activity; ATP binding. The record is from RefSeq and is a predicted model, not a curated record. Gene Ontology annotation, cellular component: membrane. Lineage: Eukaryota; Metazoa; Arthropoda; Insecta; Diptera; Drosophilidae. Gene Ontology annotation, biological process: transmembrane transport.